This is a messenger RNA of Macrobrachium nipponense, 453 nucleotides long. RefSeq lists its product as uncharacterized. The coding region runs from base 1 to 453 and encodes 150 amino acids. NCBI's taxonomy places the organism in Eukaryota, Metazoa, Arthropoda, Malacostraca, Decapoda, Palaemonidae. The record is from RefSeq and is a predicted model, not a curated record. The transcript has a single exon.
AUGUUCAGCCAGACGCCCGCCCCUACAUACACCUUGGUAAAACACCUUAAUCAAAUGUUGACCCCUUACGUCCCAAGUCGGUACAGCCUGCAGUCAUCGGUAGAAUUCCUAGAAGCCAUCAAGGACACCCCUGGCACCAGGAUUAUCGCCUCGUUGAACAUGGAGUCCCCGUUUACGAAUGUGCCUGUCGAUGAAACCAUCGAUAUCAUCCUUGAGCAUGUCUACAGGAGUCAGUUGACAGAGACCCUCAACAUACCCGAAGCCUCACUCUGUAUGCUGCUGGAGUUGAACCGCCAGAAGGAUGGCAUGGCGAUGGGCUCCCCACUGGGGGUACUCUUCGCUAAUUUUCACGUGGGCACCAUGGAGAAAAGUGUCUUCACCAGGAUGCAGCAACCCCGCAGAUAUAUCCGUUAUAUCGACGAUAUCUUCAAGUUGACACAAAGGAUGAGGUAG